UGUGUCUUGUGUCUUGUACUCCGUCGGCGAUGAAUCCGGCCUCCACCCAUCCAUCCGAGUCAACCAGCUCAUCUCCCUUGGCGUCGAGGUGGCAUCCAGCCCCAUCUAUCUAGUCCAACUGAUUGUUGGCGAUGGAACUCCCUCCAUGUCCAUGUGUAUUCCCAUCGCCUCGCCUCACCUCCCCUCACCUCACCUUACACCCGGGCUCCAGACCAGGAUUAGACCAGGGUCGGAAAUUACAGCCCGCCCACUCACCCACUUACUCAGUUACUCAGUUAGUUACUCGCUCAAAUCGGAGAGUAAUCCUUUUUUUUUUGAAAUCUUCCCGACACUCACUCUUACUCCUGCUGCAUGUAGCCUGCCUGCCUGCCUUGGGACAGAGUAAGUAGGUAGGGAGUACAUACGCACCAUGUUCAUCUCCUUUCGGGGUAUGGGU
Molecule: messenger RNA, 436 nt
Organism: Aspergillus heteromorphus CBS 117.55
Lineage: Eukaryota; Fungi; Ascomycota; Eurotiomycetes; Eurotiales; Aspergillaceae
Exons: 1
Coding region: 132-389 (85 amino acids)
Source: RefSeq, a predicted model, not a curated record